AUGCUAACGUUCUGCUCCCUGUUGUUUCCAACCGUGGGCUCUGUGAGCUAGUUUGAACCCCACUGCAGUUACUCCAAGCAAGAGUUGUAGUUGCUGCUGCUGCUUUUAAAACACACUCACAGUGUCAGUCCUACCAGACACUGGGAGCUGGAGCUGUUCAUAACCUGGGAGCUGGUCAUAACCUACCUUUUUGCCGGCUUUAAACUACUGACUCUUUAAGCUACCGACUUCAACAGCAGAGCGACUAAAACACAACGGAUAGAACGUUCGGACCACGACGGUUGGUCACGUGCCGAAUCUUGCCGACCAACCGUUCCGAGAGGAUUCUUUUUUCGUGCGCGAGAAAGAGGAGGAGUCUAAUCUGUGAGCGAGCGAGCGAACCAACGGGUAGAAGCAGUCGGUUGAGUCCUCCGCGACGCGACGCGACUACUCAGUUUGUUGUGGCACAAAGCUCAAAGCCUAGUUUUUAUCCUGUGAAUGCUGCUGAAACCGGUGUACUGAAACCACCAGACCACAAACGGGUUGUAAAACUUGCACAAAAGCGUCCUGGAAGAUUUCGACAGCAGCAGCAGAAGGAGGAAGAGGAGGAGUAGUGAGACAGUCUGCAACAGACCCGAGACUACUGAUAAUCGCGGGAACGUAUCGCUUGGCAACGCGAAGAGUCGGUUGUCGAAGAAUUCCGUGGUAAAUCCAUGACCAAGGACCUUUCGGGUUGAAGGCAGCAAUGGAAGUUGUUGUGACAGAGGAGAAGAAGAAAAUUUUCCGUGCUAGGAAAACCAUGAAGAUCAGUGAUCGACAGCAACUGGAGAAUCUUCACAGCACAUUGUUGACAGCAGCUCCAGGUAUGGGCGACGCAUCUUCGCCACCUCUGAUGAAUGGCACGCACAAGGAGGAUGGACCAAAAGCGGGGGACAAAGAGCAAAACAACAUCUCGGACUCAAACUCCCCCCAAGCUGCAUCCCCUACUUCUCCUACUCCUUUCCUGUCCCUAAAUCUGUCCCCUUCCCCGGCCUCCUCACAAAGUCAAGAAGGGAAGGAAGAAAAUCCUUCUUCUCCCACAUCACCAUUCCACUCUCUAAACUUUGAACUGAAAAAGAUGGAGGAGAAGGAGGAGGAGGAAGAAGAGGAGGAGGAGGAGAAGAAGGGGAAGAAGGAGAAGACAGGUUCAUCGUUGUCCUCGUCAAAGGAGUCUGUUACACCAGCGUCAACAGAAGCCAAGGAAAACCACGAAAAAGACACUGAGGUGACCCCAGAGACGGAAAAGAAAGAGGAGGACAAGACUACGACAGAGGACCCAGCUGUGGAUUUGUCGAAGGGUUCUUUAAAAGGUUUGGCUCCAUGUUCACCUGUACCAGCUCCGGUAUCUGACUCCACAGAACCUAUGGAUACAGAUAGUGAAACUACAAAGGCCAAGGACCCUGAGGCCUCCACAGCCAAAAUAAAAGAUGAAAAGCCUUCGUGCCCCAAAUCUACCACUUCCGAUUCCUCUCUUCCUUCUCCUUCCUUGUCUCAUCCAGCUUCCUCUUCUAAAGAUGUAAAACAAGAAAAGGAAAUCAAAGAGGAGGUCGUAAAAGAAGAGGAGGGUAAAAAAGAGGGUGUGAAGAAAGGAUCAAUAAAUGAGGAAAAGAUGGAGGUGGAGUCGAUCAAAAAGGAAAAAACUGAAGUUGGACAAACAAAGAAGCCAUCUCGGCCAUCUUCCACUCCGCCAUCUAAUACAGGAGUGCAAGAGGAGAAGAGCUCCACCUCGGGACUGAAGCGCACUUUAUCAGAGGGUUUCGAAAAGGACGGACAAACCAUAAAGAGAGAGGGGAAGAGGCCCAAGGUGGAGCGCCAGGAGUUGGAGGCACAACUGGAACUGAAAUUUACUGCAAAAGCUGGCAGUCACCAUAAGCUUGAAAAGAUUGUACAACAGCUAGUAGAUGAACGGUUGAGGGUCCUGGAGCUGACCAUGUUUGAAAAACAUUUCCAAGAGCUGAAGGACAGAGUAGACAAGAUCGACUGUGCCACUAAACACCAAACCUCCAUUUCCACACUCCAAGCCAAGAUAAACCGACUAACAAAAAAGUUUGGAGAGGCCAAUCAGGCGUCAGAGAACAAAAGGAAACAGGAGGCGCUUGCUGCUGCUACUGCUGCUGCUACUGCUGCUGCUGCCGCCUCCAAGACUGCGACUGCUGCAAACAGCCCCAUAACAGUUCGGCCAGUCCGUACUUCCAUGGAGCUAAAGCAGAUUCCGACAACUGUUUCUUCGUCCGGCAUGGUUGCAAAUGCACCCCCGCUAGGUCCGCCAGCUACCGUCACAGCUCUGGCCCAUACACCCACCUCCUCUGCCAUGGUUUCACAUGCCCCCAUCCUCCAGCUGAUCACCACCACCACCACUAAUGCUGGCUCCACCUUGGCCGGUGGCAUCACCACCCAGAGUCACACAGGCACCCUGCUGCUGAAGACGACCUGCGGGAGCAGCAUCAUGGCUGCGGGCCAGCCGCUCCUCAUCCAGCUGCCUUUAUCAAUGACUAAUGGCCAGGCAGGAACGCUGGUCAACAUCCCUGUCUCCUCUUUGUCUGCAGCCAGCUCACUCAGCAAGGCCAAAACCACUACUCCCACCGCCACUUUUAUACUCAAGCCUGCCCCCGCCCUGACCACUUCACCACUCUGUGCCCCGGCUGUUGCCACUGUCCCAGCGCUCCAGGCCUCCACUGGCCAGAUAUCCUCUACCCAGAUCUCUCUUGCCCGUGCUGUGUACCAGGGUGGCGCUGGGGGGAUAACUACACCCAACGCUGGGGUAUCCGUGACCACAGCCAGGACGCCGGCUCAAUCUGUGUCUGUAGCAGGAGCUCUGUCUUCAGCCUCUUCACCUGCAACCUCCGGGCCGGCAGCAACAGGUUCCACCGCUCCAGGACCGCCACAAGGGACGUCUCUGACAUCAAAGACAGACAACCAAGCUACAGGAUCCACUCCAUCCAAAGCAGCUGCUCCAGGGGCACGACCCAAAGGCUCUGUCAUUGAUCUCACUGAGGACGACGAUGAUGUACAAGUGACCGGAGUGAAGAACGCCACCGUUGCAGCUCCCUCACCUACCCAACGUCCUAACCCAGUCGCCAGCAUUCCCAAUAUUUUUUUUCUUUGUGCUCUGCCCUCAGGUGCUGGAGCAAGGUCGUCCCCGCAAAGCAGUCAGAACUCUUCCAGCAAUCCUCAGGUGACAGUCCACCACCGCCCCCCACUGGACUCUCCAGUGAAAGCCCGCACCGUAACCAAUAGUACGCCAACCCAACGGGCCUCCAGCAUGGUACUGCCCCCUCUCCCCGCUGCGCCCGCAGCUUCACGCCUACCCCCAGAGGCUGAGCGAUCCUCACCUCCUCAGCAGCCUCAGCUGAAGCUGGUGCCAAGUCAGACCGGUAUAGUGCUGUCCUGGUGUGUGGCAGAAACCGAUCGGACCUGUGCAGUUGUAGACAGCUAUCACCUCUAUGCCUUCCAUCAAGACAACUCAAACAGCAGCGCGGCGCAGCAGCACUGGAAGAAGAUUGGGGAGGUCAAAGCCCUUCCUCUGCCUAUGGCCUGUACGCUGACCCAGUUCCAGUCCGGCUCCACCUAUCAUUUCGCCGUUCGAGCCAAAGACAUCUAUGGGCGCUUUGGCUCCUUCUGUGAACCUCAGUGCACAAAUGUCAUCAAUCCCAGCUCUAGCUGAACAGUUAAGAAUUCAAUUUUUUGCAUUUGAAAGUUCAUAACUUCUUUUACUUCUUUUUUUGUGUUAGGAACUCAAAUAUUGUGCAUUGAACAACAUACAGUAUCUGUAAAUAUCUCUCUGCAUAACAACUGGACUUCUGACUGAGUUUGGAGGAUUGAAGAGGCGAACGGUUGGUUUUGUCUGGUUAAUGUACGUAAUGUAUUUUUUGUGACUCAAGCUGUUGUAUAUAAGUGAAUUACUUUACCCCUCUACCAAGUCAGAUAUUUAUGUUGUUGUCUCUUGUUACUCUGAUUCGGAUGACUUUUGCAUUACUUGAGAAUAGGUGACAGGAUUAUCCGUGUAAACUCAGAAUUGCACAGUAAUGUAUAAAUGUGUGGUAGAAACUGAAUGAUGACUUUUGUAAGUUUUGUCUGGCAACCAGACUUUGACAAACACAAUAAAAGGUUUUAUUAAA
Molecule: messenger RNA, 4136 nt
Organism: Sebastes umbrosus (honeycomb rockfish)
Lineage: Eukaryota; Metazoa; Chordata; Actinopteri; Perciformes; Sebastidae
Product: activating transcription factor 7 interacting protein
Exons: 14
Coding region: 725-3682 (985 amino acids)
Biological process (GO): regulation of DNA-templated transcription
Cellular component (GO): nucleus; transcription regulator complex
Molecular function (GO): transcription coregulator activity; protein binding
Source: RefSeq, a predicted model, not a curated record